Molecule: messenger RNA, 1736 nt
Organism: Lutra lutra (Eurasian river otter)
Lineage: Eukaryota; Metazoa; Chordata; Mammalia; Carnivora; Mustelidae
Gene: CRNN
Product: cornulin
Biological process (GO): positive regulation of cell cycle G1/S phase transition; regulation of phosphatidylinositol 3-kinase/protein kinase B signal transduction; cellular response to cytokine stimulus
Cellular component (GO): cytoplasm
Molecular function (GO): transition metal ion binding
Source: RefSeq, a predicted model, not a curated record
CUCAUCUUGUCUGUGCAUUAGCCUGAGUCCAAAGAUGCCUCAGUUAUUGCAAAACAUUAAUGGGAUCAUCGAAGCCUUUGGGCGCUACGCCAGGACUGAGGGCAGCUGCCCGGUGCUUACCCGGGGGGAGCUGAAAAGGCUCCUGGAACAUGAGUUUGCUGAUGUCAUUGUGAAACCCCAUGAUCCUGCCACUGUGGAUGAAGUCCUGCACCUGCUGGAUGAAGAUGAUACAGUGACUGUGGAGUUCAAGGAAUUCCUGGUCCUGGUGUUUAAAGUCACCCAAGCCUGUUUCAAGACAAUGAGUGAGAGUCCUGAGGGGACUUGUGGAUCUCUGGAGUCUGGAAGCCUUCCCACUGGGGCCUCACAAGAGCUGAGGAAAGAACAGAGCAAGAGAGCUGAGGUGGGGCAGACUAGGGAAGGACAGAUUUGCGAGAGGAGCCAAUGUGUACAACACACUCUGGCCUCCAGGGGACAGGCAGGUGUUGGGGCUCAGAACCAUGCUCAGGAUCUUGGCCAGGAUAGGCAGUCUGAAUCUCAGAAACAAGAGAAAGAGCAGAUACAAGCUCGGAGAUAUGUGCAGCAGACCCAGAGAGUGGGAGAAGACAAGAGUCACCAGACCAGACAGAGGGAGUCAGAGAGACAGUCACAGACCAGGGAACAGGACAGAGCACAGCAGACAAGUGAAUUAGUGACUAGAACUGGAACUCAGACCCAGACAGAUGCAAACCAGAAUGUGGAGCAGGAUAGGAGCCAUCAUAUAGAAAGCCCUGACACACAGCCACAGGAGUCCACCCAUGGCCAGACCAGAGGGACUGAGGUUCAGGGUCAAGACAGGAGCCAGACAAGCCCGAUACUAACAGAACAUGUUCAGACACUGGGAGGUACCACCCGGGCCGUGGAGCCAGACAGGAGCCGUCAGAUAGGAAGCCCUGACACACAGCUACAGGAGUCCUCCCACAGCCAGAGCAGAGGGUCUGAGGUCCAGGGUCAAGACAGGAGCCAGGCAAGCCAGAUACUGACAGGAGAACGUGUUCAGACACCGGGAGGUGCCAGCCAGGCCAUGGAACUAGACAGGAGCCGUCAGAUAGGAAGCCCUCACACACAGCUACAGGAGUCCUCCCAUGGCCAGACCAGAGGGUCCAAGGUCCAGGGUCAAAACAGGUGCCAAACAAGUGAAGUGGUGACAGGAGAACAGAUUCAGACACAGGCAGCGUCACAAACCCAGACACACACCCAGGCCAUGGAGCAGGACAGGAGCCACAAUGCAAGUGACAUAGGAGAUAGAAAUGAGGGACAGACCCAGAGACAGUCAGACAGUGGUCACAGAUGGACACAAAUGAGCCACUAGGAGGCAGGAGAGAAAAAGCUGGGAGGACAGGCCCAGGCUGGGACAAACACUCUGACAGGCAGACAGGACUAGAGCAGCACUCACCCAAGAUGCAGUGUGACAGGUGGGCAGAGAGAGAGAGAACCCACAGUGGUUACCCAGGAGUGGGUGGAUGACCACACAAGGGAGAUGGAGAUCCCAAGGCAGGGGCAGGGCAGCCUGCACACUGGCAUGCCUUCGGCCCAGGGCCAGGAAUCAGCCCAGCCAGAAGGGAAGCGAGGCUUCACAGCCAGGAGGCUAUAUUCCUACUUUAAGAGCAACAAGCCAUGAAUAUCCCAGACCUGGACUCCAGUGUUCAGUACUGGAAGAAGACAGCUGCAGAGGGGUUGGUUUGUCCUGCCCUGACCAG